Nilaparvata lugens (brown planthopper) is the source of this 1869-nucleotide messenger RNA. Its product is annotated as cuticle protein 21-like. The transcript is spliced from 4 exons. Bases 170 to 880 code for a protein of 236 amino acids. Gene Ontology annotation, cellular component: extracellular matrix. The record is from RefSeq and is a predicted model, not a curated record. NCBI's taxonomy places the organism in Eukaryota, Metazoa, Arthropoda, Insecta, Hemiptera, Delphacidae.
ACUCAACCAUGUUACAUAUGCGCAUCGCAUAGCCCACAUGAUGAAUGGCCAUGUAUAGUGGGUAUGUAUAUAAAACACAUCAUUCGUUUCACUUUGAAUUAGUAUUUCGUUGAGCGGACGUGCAGUUCUUCUAGUUUCAAGUCCACGGUGUGUUGUGAACUUGUGAAAUAUGUUGCCUUCAUCGAUCAUGGAUAAGGUGACCUUCAUAACUGUAUGCGUGUGUACAUUAUUCCCAAGUUCCAUUCAGCAAUCAAACUACAGCCCCACAAAUGUACAGGAUAAUGUUGAGGGACAAUACAAAGAUGAAGCACACCUUGUUGCCAAGCUUGGAUUACCAGUUUACAAGUCAUCUACGCCGCCAACUCUGUCGAAACUAUUCAAGCCACGACCUGCAGCUUUGGAAAAUUACUUUGUGGAAGAAAAGUCACCUCAAGCAAAUGAGCCUUUGCCGUUGAAGUAUAGUAAUCCUGUGGGUAAAACUGGAUACGCAAGUCCGGUAAAACAUUUGCAGAAUUAUAAUUCACCACAACCGUUCAACUCUCCAGGUCCAAGAGGCCAACAAGGUCUAUCGAAGUAUUCAUCAUCAGCUCCACAACCGUCAAACUAUUUGCGGCCAGACAAUUCUUACAGGGAGAAUGAAAUAAUUUAUCAGGAUGAACCAGCCAACUAUGAGUUCACGUACGAGGUGGUGGAGCCUCAGUACUACUUGCAGUUCGGGCACAGAGAGAGCAGGCAAGGAGAUGUGGCGCGUGGAUCUUACCAUGUUCUAUUGCCCGACGGUCGCACACAAGUAGUCGAGUACCAAGCUGACGAGAAUGGAUAUAGGCCGACAGUCACAUAUCAGCAAAAAGCUCAGCCAGCCUACGAUAAUCGAUAUUAACCAGAGAAUCAAUCAAUAACGAUUUGCUGCGACACUUAUCUUAGGAUUUAGACCGUAAAUCAACUCCAAGUGAUUGAUCAAGUGAAGUUACUAUACAGUGUGAAAAAUAACGUACAACAAUUUAAGUACUGAACUAUAUAAUUCCUCAACUGGUAAGAAAAGUGGUCUGGAAAUUUCAUCUCUUGUUGUUUUUUAUUUCUGAGAUAAAAUCGGGAGGAUUCAGUUUUGAAAGAUUUUUCCGGCCUGCCAAUUUGAGUGGUCUAGAGUGUCGCAACUUCAGUCCACUACAGCUGCGCCUAGUCGUUUUUUCUACAAUAUAAUCAUUAAGGGGGAGAUUGUUCGAUAUCAUCUCAUCUCAUCUAAUCUCAUUACCAAGGCACAGGCUACAUGCAAAGGCUUAUGUUUGGAAAAAUAGAAAAUUAGUAUAAAACGUUGAAUAAUUUAUAAUGUUACAGUUGAAUGACAAAACUGAAGUUGAUGGUGUGUAAUAAAUAGCUCUCAAUCGAACUCAUGAGAUCUAGGAUCAACCAAAAAUUAUUGUUUGGGCCAUUAAGGCCAUUUUAUUCUUGUAUGUUUAUGUGUGAUUCACUAUUAUUGAAAUAUAAGUUAUAUUUUUUCAAUAUACUUUUAUGAAAUCCUCAAUUGAUUCCUAAGUAUUUAAAAUGAAUAAAAACGUCAUGAUCUAUCUCAUUCAUUCGUGAAUGAAGCAUGAAUAUAAUAUAUGGAUAAUCUCUCUUUGAAAAAUCAAAACACUGCUCAUUCCACCCUCUAUCCAUGGAGAGGAUAGAAGGUGAAUUGAGUAGUAUUCUAACCGGCACUGUAUGUGUUUUUAAUUUAAAAAUAUAACAUGGCUAAUAGUAAAUUUCUAUACUUGAACAUUCAAAUAACCCUUUCGAAAUUUUUAUUAGAAUGAAUAUUAAACCAUAAUGUAGUAACAUGUAGUCUAACCCAAUUAUUAUUUGGAAAAUAUAUUCACUAUAUGGAGGCUA